Molecule: messenger RNA, 1717 nt
Organism: Trifolium pratense (red clover)
Lineage: Eukaryota; Viridiplantae; Streptophyta; Magnoliopsida; Fabales; Fabaceae
Product: putative UDP-glucuronate:xylan alpha-glucuronosyltransferase 4
Exons: 2
Coding region: 1-1704 (567 amino acids)
Biological process (GO): xylan biosynthetic process
Molecular function (GO): glycosyltransferase activity
Source: RefSeq, a predicted model, not a curated record
AUGUCUUCUAAAUUUUCUGCUUAUUCUCAAUCUCAUUCAAUUUCAAAGCAAAGAUGUUUUUUAAUUUUAUUUCUUGUCUCUAUACCUUUUCUCAUGUUUGUCCUUUCAAUGAAGUACCAAAGAGUUGAUGUUCAUUUGAACACAAAACCAAAUUCACCAAAAAAAUAUCUAAACACAAAACCAGCUUGGUUUGAGGUUAUAGCAAAAGGUUUUAAUGGCAAAACAAAGAUCAAGAUAGGUCUUGUUAAUGUCAAUUCAAGAUCAAUGGAUAAACAAUUACAUGCAAUUCGACCGCAAGUAGAUAUUGUUCCUAUUCAUUUUGAUCGUCUUGAUGAGAAUUUGAAAUGGAGUGAUUUUUUUCCAGAAUGGAUCGACGAGGAAAACAAAUGGGACGAACCCAAAUGCCCAGAUAUGCCUAUGCCUUCAUUGGAGAAUUAUAAAGAUCUUGAUGUUGUGAUAGCCAUGGUUCCAUGUGGGGAGGGGUUAGGGGAGGAAAAAGGGAUUAGAGAUUUAUUUAGAUUACAAGUUAAUUUAGUGGUGGCUAAUUUAGCUGUGGAAACUAAGUGGCAAGAAAAGUUGGAGAGUAGGAAUAUGUAUGUUGUUUUUGUUGGAUCUUGUGGUCCUAUGAGUGAGAUUUUCAGAUGUGAUGACCUAUUGAUGCAUCAAGGUGACUAUUGGGUUUAUAAGCCUAAUUUAAAGAGACUUAAGCAGAAAACGCUUAUGCCUGUUGGUUCAUGCCAAAUUUCUCCUGGAUAUGCAGAAUCAGGUAAAGAGACAUGGAGGAUGUCACAAAUAAGUUAUAGUAACAAAAUUGUGCAAGUUCCAAAGCUAGCCUAUGUAACUGUUCUUCACUCUUCAGAAGAUUAUGUUUGUGGCGCAAUAGCUCUUGCACAAAGCAUUCUUUUAACCCGUAACACCAUUUUUUAUCCCAUAGAUCUUGUUCUCCUAGCAGAUGACUCAAUUGGCCCCAAAUCCAUUAGAGGUUUAACCGACGCAGGAUGGAAAAUCAAACGCGUUCAACGUAUCGAAAGUCCCUUCGCCAAAAAAACCGCAUAUAAUAGGUGGAACUAUAGCAAGCUACGUAUAUGGCAACUUACAAUGUAUGAUAAAAUAAUUUUCAUAGAUUCUGAUUUUUUGGUAUUGAAGAACAUUGAUGGUUUCUUUGCUUACCCUCAAUUAUCAGCUGCACCUAAUGAAAAUGUUAUAUUCAAUUCGGGGUUGAUUGUAGUUGAGCCAUCUCAAUGCAUGUUUGGAAACAUGAUGAAUAAAACUUCUAAGGUGAAACCAUAUAAUGGAGGUGACCAAGGUUUCUUGAAUGAAAUAUUCACAUGGUGGCAUAGGUUACCAUCAAAAUUAAAUCAUAUGAAAUCAUUUACACAAAUGGAUGAUAAUGAUAAACAUGAGGUACCAAAGGAUGUGUAUGCUUUACAUUAUUUGGGGUUGAAACCAUGGACAUGUUAUAGAGAUUAUGAUUGUAAUUGGGACAUGCAAGAUCAUCAUAUAUUUGCUAGUGAUUCAGCUAAUGAAGUGUGGUGGAGAGUUUAUGAUACUAUGCCAAAAAAUUUGCAACAAUAUUGUGCACUUACAAAAGAAUCAAAUGAAAGAAAUGUCAAGCAUAGAAAAAGAGCAAGAAAUGCUAGUUUCCCUGAUGGACAUUGGAGAAUUGAGAUUAAGGAUCCUAGGAAGAUGAAAUAUUUAGAUUAGGAUAAGGUGUGUA